Orbicella faveolata is the source of this 1212-nucleotide messenger RNA. Its product is annotated as platelet-derived growth factor receptor alpha-like. Lineage: Eukaryota; Metazoa; Cnidaria; Anthozoa; Scleractinia; Merulinidae. Gene Ontology annotation, cellular component: signaling receptor complex; plasma membrane. Gene Ontology annotation, biological process: multicellular organism development; protein phosphorylation; positive regulation of kinase activity. The record is from RefSeq and is a predicted model, not a curated record. Gene Ontology annotation, molecular function: transmembrane receptor protein tyrosine kinase activity; ATP binding.
GAUUAAUUUUCCACCAAUCUACAUUAUUUUCUGAGUUCCUGAGAAAGAGUGAAAUCUAAUAUAGUGGUUUUAAUGACAUCAUUUCACGUCACAACCAACACAGACAUCUCGUUUUGUAGAGCAAUCUACUUUGUUGUAUCUCAUUAGAAUGAAUAGCCAAAGGUCCAGAACAUCCCCGUUGUACAGUGGUGGGGGUAUCAUUUUGCUUGUAUGUCCCCGGGUUGUUCUGCAAACCAGAGAUCUAAUUGCUCUUGAAACAAAGAUCUGUCUCUUAUACUUUAAAUCCAGGUCUUCAACACUACAGUUCACAAAAAAAUUCUAUGGGGCUCUUUCCAAAAUAAUCAAGUUGAAUAUGUUCCUUCAAGAAAAUUAUUUUCACAUGUACCUUAUUAUUAAAUACUUCUCACAACUGUGAUUAGUAAUUUUGUUUUUCUUUUGGCAUUUUCACGCAGCUGGUCAUAUGGCGUUCUUCUAUGGGAAAUGGCUACCAUGGGAGGGGUCCCAUAUCCCACACUGACCAAUUCAGAGCUGUGUAGACGUUUGAAGGCUGGUUAUCGCAUGGAAAGGCCAGACAUGUGCUGUGAUGAAGUAUAUGAAUUGAUGUGCGAAUGUUGGAGGGAGGAUCCAUCUUCUCGUCCCAGUUUCUCGGAGCUGAUUGACCGACUGGAGGUGAUCAUGACGAGGGAUGUACCAUAUUGUGACUUGGACAAGCAUGAUGAGUCACGCUCUUACUACAACGUGCCCGCUAAAGCUGAUAGCAAUAGCGGAUAAGACCCAAAACAGGGAAAUGUUGAUAAAAACACAUUUCAAGCCACAUAUAGCAUUAAGGCCCAUCGUAUAAAACGUACAAGGUAGAUCCUAUGAAAAUAAUAUGGUACAAAGAGCUCAGUGUCAUGAGCAUGUUCAGUUUAAAAAAAAUUGAAAUUAAUCCUUUUUUACAUCGCGAUAUAGUCAUCUCAUGAUAUAGUCAUCGCCUCUCAAGAGGUGCUUAUUGAACAUCCAGGCAUAGUUUUUAAGCCUAGCCAUGAGUAAACAUGAAUAUGAGUAGACAUGGGUAAAACAGUGGCACCUUGUUUUGAUUCGAAGUUGUCAGCAUCUAUAGCUUAUAAUAGUCAUUCCUUAUGUCUGUAAGUGUUAUUUACUAAUUUUUCACCAUACAGUGUAAAUUAUUUAGUAAUAGCAGAUUGCUUUUAAAAUUGUAAGGUUUGUUUU